UGCGUCACUCGCCUGCGACGAGCUGGAGGCGGUCGUGUGCGCGCGUCUGUGUUCAUGUGUAGCCGCCGUCCAGCAGCGUGAUGGAGGUGUGCGGCUCUCCCGCUGUUACUCUGAGAGAGUUUGGUUGUGAGCAGAGUUUACUGUCUCGACCCGACGGUUCAGCUUCCUUCAUCCAAGGAGACACGAGUGUCCUGGCCGCAGCUUAUGGACCAGCCGAGGUCAAGGUCAGCAAGGAAAUCUAUGAUCGGGCAACACUGGAUGUGUUGAUACAGCCCAAAGUGGGGCUGCCAAGUGUAAGGGAGCGAGCACAAGAGCAGUGUGUGCGAGAAACCUGCGAGGCAUCUCUGCUCUUGUCACUUCAUCCUCGCUCCUCCCUCACUCUCAUUCUUCAGCUGAUACAUGAUGAUGGUUCGAUCUUGUCCUGCUUUUUGAAUGCUGCCUGCAUGGCUCUUAUGGAUGCCGGCCUGCCGAUGAGUUUCUUGUUCUGUGGCGUAACUUGUGCCAUAGACGUAGACGGGCAAAUCAUCACAGACCCCACUGCGGCGCAGGAAAAGGAAAGUCGUGCUGUGAUGACCUUCGCUAUUGACAGCAAAGAACACAAAGUUAUGAUGUCGUCCACCAAAGGGUCGUUUUCGGUGAACGAGCUGCAGCAGUGUGUUGCAGUCAGUCAGAAAGCAUCAGAGAAGAUCUUCCAGUUCUACAGAGACUCUGUCAAGCGCAGAUACUCCAAAAUCCUCUGAAGCAGAAGCUCUUUUCUUUCUCAGUCUUUUUUUUAUUUUUAUUUUUAGAAUAAAUGUAUAUACUGAUGUUAAAGCAUUUAAUCACCACAUUGGGCUACCAUUGCUUCACUUGAGUUGUAGUGAGCUGACUUGCAGUUGAGACGGCGUUUAACUAUUGUGAAGGUGCAAAAUAAAAGAGCAGAGAUGAAUGUUAAACAAGUGCAUUUAUUGUGAUUCAUCAAUUUUAUUUUGAUUUAUUUACAUGUAAUAAAAGGAUGUGGAAUAAA
Messenger RNA from Gasterosteus aculeatus aculeatus (three-spined stickleback), 1006 nucleotides. RefSeq names its product exosome component 5 (gene exosc5). The record is from RefSeq and is a predicted model, not a curated record. Gene Ontology annotation, molecular function: RNA binding. NCBI's taxonomy places the organism in Eukaryota, Metazoa, Chordata, Actinopteri, Perciformes, Gasterosteidae. Gene Ontology annotation, cellular component: nucleolus; nuclear exosome (RNase complex); cytoplasmic exosome (RNase complex). Gene Ontology annotation, biological process: nuclear mRNA surveillance; U4 snRNA 3'-end processing; poly(A)-dependent snoRNA 3'-end processing.